Colletotrichum truncatum is the source of this 9690-nucleotide messenger RNA. Its product is annotated as fermentation associated protein. Lineage: Eukaryota; Fungi; Ascomycota; Sordariomycetes; Glomerellales; Glomerellaceae. Gene Ontology annotation, biological process: fermentation. Gene Ontology annotation, cellular component: membrane. The record is from RefSeq and is a predicted model, not a curated record.
AUGCCUCAAGAAGGGGAGCCGAACCCCACGCCAACGGCAACACCAGCCUUCAAUGGAGAAUUUUUGGCUUAUCUCUUAGUCUGUGGUGCUCUUGCCGUGUUCUUUCUCCUCUACUUCAACCGCGUCUUCGGAUCACUGCUGUCGUGGGGUAUACGAACGUACACCUGGCAUCGCUACCGCAUCUAUCUCGACAUACAAGCCUUACAAGUCUCCCUCCUCGGUGGGCGCAUAUUUUUCACUGGCCUACGCUAUCACGGCAAUAACGAGACCUUCCUCGUUCAACAUGGUUACGUCACUUGGCGAUACUGGCUGCGCCGCGUGCGCGAGGUGGACAUCAAGGCUUCGGCCCAGCAGCAAACGGAACAUAUGUCUUCGGCUACCAACGGACGACACUCGAACCUGCCCUGUAGAGUGACUAUGUCUUUGGUAGGUUUGGAAUGGUUCAUUUACAAUCGAAGCCCAGCCUACGACACUGUUUUAGCUGGGCUGAAGGAUUAUACAACUGCAGAGAAUGUGACGACAGCGUACGAAUCGAAAGAAGAUGCCGGUUCUCUUCGGAACCGAGGACAGAAGAAUUCCGAAAAAUCAGGUCAAUCUCAAGAAGCUCCUGAAAAGGAGACACCCGGAGCAGCUCUGCUUUCAAGGAUCGGAAAUACCUUGGGCCGCCGUGGCUCUUCUGCUAGCCAAAUCAGCACGCCUUCUGAUGCACUGGAAAGCAGUGAUGAUACUGCUCAGUCGGACUCUGACCUACCGUUUCUAUUACAGUUGUUUCCCAUCUUUGUUACGUGUCAAAAAGCGGCUGUAGUGAUGGGAAACGACAACACUAAGGCCAUCUUGAUUGUUAAGGCUGAUGGGUUAUCGGGAGAAAUAGACGCCUCAAAAACGUCGACACCGGAUCCAUAUAAACAAAUUUUCAAGAUCAAAUUCCAGCACCCCAUCGUAGAGAUGAGGGAGAACGACGACUAUAAAGAGGAUCAAGCCACAAGAGCAGGCCGGGAGAAGCUAGUGGCGCAGGAGCCCAGUCCAACAUACAAGACGUCUUUUUUAAGAAGGUAUCGACGCCGCGCCUAUGGAACGCUGCGAAAUCUUGUACCAUACUGGCGGAAAUCGGUUGAAUCGUUCUCGUUAGGUUCUCGAAGCCCGCUUACCACAGCCGUCUCACAAAUACCUGGUUCAAAUCAUUGGCAAGGGUUGGCCCGAUACCUGGACGAGGAUGAGCAAGAUGCUAGGCUUCGAUGGGCCGGUGUUGAAUACGCUGCAGAAAACACCAUCGUGGAUAGUCCAGAAGCAACGUUGACGAUUUAUUGGGACGUCGUAGGCAAGGUGACUGCAGAUGCUGCCAAGAGACGAUCUAAGGAGACCAACGCGGCAACGUACAUCAAUGGAGAUGAGGCUCCUGCAUGGGGAAUGAUUCUUGCUAUCAAGGGCGGAAUCGUAAAUUAUGGUCCAUGGGCGGACCGGCAGAGAGCCGACCUUCAGCGUGUCUUCGUACCUAGCUUGUCCAAGGACGCAGUCCCCGCAACACCCCUUCCCGAAGGGGUGUAUCGUGUUCCCACGCAAUUCAAACUGUAUGUCGAGUUAGACGACGAGGUGACGCUCCACAUACCGACAAGAGAAGACUCUAAGAACUGGAGAUGGAAAGGCAAAGAGCCUCCCAUUAAAGCAACUCCACCACAGCAGCAGAAGCGAAAACAAAGAACCCGGGCAAGGAAGGGCAGUAAGACCGACGCUGCGCCUGUCCGCUCGGGAGGAUGGCUCGAUUUCAUUGUGCCCGGCAAUGCUACAAUAUCAUUCACUAUGGACAUGCUUGCGAGCGCAUCAGGAUACCAUAUGAAGCUUGACAUCGACUUACCCAGCACUGAGCUCGCCACCAGUGUAAACCAUGAACUUCUCUGGCGAUCAGGAGCCCAGCGCAUUUCUUGCGAUCUGUCUACCCCCCUCAAGUGGAACUCAUUGAGGUCCUGGUACUUUAACAUCGUCGCUGAUGACUUGGAAUUGUUCAUGCUCAGAGAUCAUGUGUUCUUGUUGACCGACCUGGUCGACGACUGGGCUACGGGCCCGCCAGCCGAGUACUUGGUAUUCACGCCUUUUAGGUACUACCUCAAUCUGGACCUCCGCAAAGUCAAACUCUACCUGAAUGCCAAUGAUGGUAACAUUAUCAACAAUCCUACUGAUCUUGACGAUAACGCCUACGUUGUUGCGAAGAGUCCGUCUCUCGUGGCCAAUGUCUGCAUCCCCAUCGAUAAGUACAGGCCUAGCAUGAAUGCUGUUUCAUUUGCCUUGGGAGCUGAGACCUUUUCCUUAUCUCUACACGUUCCACCAUGGAAUACACAGGCUGCUUUCAUAACAUCGAAAGAAAUUGGCCAUGGCGAAAAUUUCGAGCUCGAUGGAAAAUACCAUUACAAUGCCACAACGUCACCGGCCAACAUCGAUACCUUGACCCUGAAUCUUGGUCUUCAGUCGCCAACAGUAACCUUAUACGGCUUCCUGAUACGUUAUUUUCUAGUCUUGAAAGACAAUUAUCUUGGCGAUUACAUCCAUUUCAAGACGUUGGAUGAGUAUCAAGAGCUUCUACGAGCAAAAGAGCUUAAUCCUGAUGCAGAACUGGCGAACCGGCCGCCUCCUAAGAAGUCCAACGAUCUAGAUGUUAUCCUAAGUGUGAAGGUGGACGACCCUCGUAUCUUAUUGCCUGCCAAUCUGUACUCUAGCCAACGGCAUAUUCAAAUCGAAACUGCCGGACUCUCGUUGGAUCUCCGCUUCACCAACUAUUACAUGGAUUUGCAAGUCAACCUUAACCCCUUAAAUCUGUCUCUCGGCAAGGCAGCAUCUGGCUUGGAAACGCCAGUCAGCGCAGUUUCAAGUACGCAAAUGUUUAUCGACGGCGUCACUGUUUAUGGCCAUCGUCUCUUUGGCCUUCCUCCAACUGAACCGACAUACCUCUGCAAUUGGGAUAUUUCAGUGGGCACAGUUUCAGGCGAAUGUUCAACUGACUUCCUGACUGCUUUGGUAAGUGGAGGGAAAGCUUUCGCAUUUGAAUUUGAUGAUGACGAGAACGCCCUGAUACCAUUGUCGUCUAUCAUCGUGUAUGAUGUCACCUUCCUCAGGGUUGCGGUACAGGCUGUCCGAGUUUGGUGUCAUGUGGAGGAAGUGGCUUUCCUCUUUUCAACUGGCUCGCUCGACGUGAAGUUCAAUGAUUGGGCUCGGACACAUUAUUCCAGGCGUGCAGACAUUAAAAUCCCCGACCUCCAAGUUUCUUGUGUCAACUCGGAAUCUGCUAUGAGACACAAGUGGAAGCCUCAGUACGGUGUUGAAACGGAUGCUUUUCUUCAAGCUUCCAUCCGCGUGGCAAUAAUCGGGAGAAAAUUUCACUUUUCUGAAGAGCGCAAGCUGCAGCAGGAACUUAUCCGUCGCGAGGAUCAACGGACGGGCCGCACCGACUUUCUCCUUCUACCUGGUAUCUUGGAAGAUAUGCUUCCAGAUCAGCUUGAUCCGCCUGCACAGGGGGCUCCGCCAAUCCCUCAUCCGACAACCAUAGACGGUGUUAAUGGUGACCAGAAGUCUAUGGACAGCAGAUCAACGUUUAGCGGUAACCGGCGCUUACGCCACAAGAGUUCUUUUUUAUCCACCACCACUACCUCCAGUAGCAGUAGUGUGGUGAGACCCAGAAGCUCUGUUAGGUCACGCGCAAAGUCAAGACAGUCAGAUCUUCUCUACCCCGACAGCCUUGAAGCUACUGUGAAACGACAGUCACAGCACCAGCGGGACAUAUCGACGUCUACUGGACGUCAUUCUGCAUUCUACAGUGCUGUUGGAGACUUCCAUCGAGAUGCGAACCACCAUUCGUCCGUGGCCUUUUCCAGCCAAUUCUUCACCCCGCCAUUCCAUCUUGAAGGCAUUCGACCGGAUACAUCAGAAACUGUCGUGCAAAGCGUAGAGGAGCCAGAUGAGGAUUCUGCUUUUGGCUUUCCAAGUGUCAAGCUGGAUGAUUUUGAUCCAGAAUCGUUGGCAGAUGAUCGUGCCCAUAACAGUAUCAUUGUCGAAUUACCUUCUGGAAUCACUUUGUUCCUGAACCCCUCCGCCGUUCGACAUACAUCUUUGCUUAUUGCAGCACUGCAGCCGAGUGAACCAGAAAACAUUCUUGACAGUCUGCAAAUCGCUUCAAUGACCGAUAUCUUUGACCAUCAAAAGAAGAAGAAAGUGGCUGGUGAGAUCACCGACGUGCUGCUCAGAGUUCCGAAAGCCAGCAUUCGCUUUUUGAAUUCUUCUUCUGUUGAUCGCCUCAAUCCUGGGGGAGAGGAACAGGAUCAAUAUGAUGUGGCAUUAUCGAAAUUGUCACUUUGCCUCCGGUCAACCGAAGCCUGGGAAAACCCGGAAGAGCCAGUCAAAUGCAACAAAAGAACAUCCGUCCAACUGAAACUUGGUUCUGCCGAGGCAUCGGCGUCAGAACGACUUUCAGGUGCAGAGGAGAAUCAAGCCGCGUUCAUGGCCCAAAUCGAGCGUGUCAUGGUAUCGCUGGGUUCAAAAGAUGUCACUUACAUUGACGCCGAUAUUGGCAGCAUCAAGAGCAGUACGGCGUCUGAAAAAAUUGAGUAUCUUGCAUCACUUAUUCAUAGGACCGGCGUUGUUGCAACGGAACUGGGAGAACUACUGGGGCAGACCAUGUCUCGACACGAAGACCGGAUCAAGCACUUCGUUUUCAAUCUCAUGACAGACGGACAUCCUGUUGGCGACCCUUCGUUCUUGACACGACCGUCAGCAGUCUUGCGAUCCGCGUCAGAACAUCUGCGAACUUUUGACUCGUGGAAAAUGGUUUCUAGACUUCGCCAAAUAUGGACGAGAAUGCCAGCAAGUUUCAGAGACAGUCUACAGGUCAACUGCAUAUCUGGAGCGGUUUCUCCACCUGAUGAUGCUCUUCAAAGAGUCUUGGAUUCAUUUCAACGAUGGCGCAGCUGGGAUCUUUAUAACGUGGCGGGUUCUGAACUGAUCAAGAACGUCUUCGGCGCAGCCAACAGCGAUGGCAGCCUGGACACACCUGACUUGCCCAUUCUAGCUGCACUCCGAUUAAGUGAUGUUCAACUUCUUUUGGAUCCCGGCCCCAAGGAAAACAGAAUCAUAUUCGCUGAUUUGACCAUAAGACUCGAAAAGAAGAGCGCGGGGUCUUCAGAACCGCCCGAUGAUGCGAAUGCAGAACCAAAAAACAUGACUGUAUUGAAUGUCUAUUGCGGAGAAGCUGCGAUCAUGCUCAAUUGGGAACUUUGUGAGCUUGCGGAAGACGUUUUGCGACUCUACAACAAAUCUAAGCGGGGAACAAAACCUCGGCAAGUAUCUAAGAAGGAAAGCGCACCACCUGACAAAUCGAAGCCUCAGGACGCCUUUCACGUCGUAUUUGCCGUUGGACGAGGAUCGAUUGAAGUCGACACAAUCAACCUUAGUGCAACCUCUCUGGGCCAUAAUCUGAAAGCGUCCUGUUUACUUGAUGGAUACGAAAAGACUGGCUCAUCUGUCAAUUUCAUUUUGAGCUGCGAUGCCGUGACAUCUCGACUUCACCAUCGGUCCGAACUCCUGGGGAUAUUCCAGCUGAGAGAUCCAAGCGUUUUCGUUUCUCACGAGCUUCUUGAAACAGACACCACUUCUUGCCACACAAUCAAAUCAACGGCCAGCAGUCGCGCACUAACAUUUGCUGUGAAGCAGGACCCUCUCUUUCUGGUGGAGGUUGUCGACUAUUUGGUUAAAGAUGAAUUGACGCAAAUUCAUAAGCUUCAGAAACAGCUGCCAGAUUCUCCAGCUCCGCGAAGAGACAGCAUCAAAAUAGCUGAGCGACUCUCCUCAUUUCGGGUCAAUGUUGCGAUGUUUCUGGACGAGUACCUCAUCAGUAUACCGCUCCUCCAGUCAAUGACGUACAACAUAUCAGGUGUUGUGGCACGAGCAGCAGUGGCGGCCAACUUUGGAAAGGAGCUCAUUUUUGACUUUGACGUAAAAGAAAAUUCGCACGAGAUCCGAAUGGAUGUCAGAAAUCAACCGCGCAGCAUAUCUCUCCUGCGUAUUCCGCCCACAAAUGGUCGUAUUGUCAGCCACAUAGGCCAAGGAGAACAUUCGAUAUCUGUUUUUGGCUCCGUAGAACUAGUGCAACUCGAUGCUUCUGCAGUUUAUAGCUUACUACGGGCUUUAAACCGACCGCAGAUCUCAAGUGCCAUUACUGAGUUACAGGAAGGUACAAAGGCCAUUCAAGGUCAUAUAAAUGACAUGUUCGGCAAUGUUCCAGCUCCAGCUCCUCAAGAGACGUCACCGCCGCCGCAGACAUCAAACCUGGUGUACACGGUUCAUCUUACUUUGGCUGGUAUUGAAGUCUUCGGAAAGACGCCGCUUGUAUCAGAAAAGGAUCCCACAGCAUGCCUGUCGUUCGCCUUGGACCGAGUACACCUGGAAGUUGCUAAUCGCCAUGAAUCUCAUGGCCCCAUUUUGGCCCAGCCAGAGCUGCAUGUCAACCUUCGCCAGAUCUUGAUCGACGUACAAAAGGGCAGAGACAAUGCAAUGAGAUCUUGUGGUAGCCUUGCCUUGGGGGCUCUCAUUUCGGCGAACACACGACCCACUGAAGGCGGCAAAGAAGAAAGAUCGUUCACUUUCAGAAGUGAUGGACUGGCAAUAAACCUAUCGCCAGAGACUGUUUCAACUGUUGUUGCCGCACUGGGAUAUAUGGGAGACAAGAUCAAGGAUCUUGAUACGUCACGUGAACUCGAAUACCUUCGCAAGAUUCGGCAAACAAGGCCCAAAAUCGCGAUCAAUGAUCAGGAAGAAGUGGAAGAACCGGACAUUAUCGACUCAUUCCUCUCAACUAUCGUCUAUCGGUUUGAAGUGCGCGAUACUCAGAUAUGCUGGCUUGUCAGCGAUCCAUCAGACGACCUGAGACCCCUUGCAGAAAGCAAGGAAGACUUGAUCUUAUCAGUCCAACUAAUCAGCUUUGGGACACGCCAGACGAAGUCUGCUAGGCUCACUAUUGAGAACUUUCAACUACAGAUGGUUCCUCCAGGUCAAGACAAGAACCUCAGAUCCCUUCACUCGGCCCUGCUUCCCGAAAUCGUCUUCAACAUUGCCUAUGUAUCCAACCCGAACACACGCCGUUUAGCAUUCCAAGCUGUUGGCAAGUCUUUGGACCUUCGGUUGACGUCAGGUUUUAUUAUCCCUGCGGCUAUAUUGAAUGAUUCCAUUGGGCUUUCAAUCAAAAAUGUGCAGAGGGCAUCGCAGAAUUGGAGCACCGGAGCUGCCCCAGCAAAGGUCGACAAGGUCGAGAAGGUAGAAGAACCAGCUCCUGCGAGACGGAGCAUCCUAGGUACUAAGCGUCUUGAGUCUCUUCUUGUGGACGCUGACUUCUCUGGUGCCGUCGUCUAUGUUUCCGGCAAAAAAACAACAGACGGUCUUCGCGGAAGCUCCAAACCCGGUAGACCAUCAUUGGCAGGCAAAUAUGGUCAGUUCAGCACGGAUGACUCGGGCAGCAGCAGCACCGUUCUGAGAAGUCCUGGCCUAGCGUGGAAAUUUGAAUACCGAGACAAUGGCCACGAAGACCCUUCACUUUAUGGCGAGAUCAAAAUCGAUGCAUCAAGCAAUAUCUUAUACCCAUCAGUCGUACCACUUAUCAUGGACAUGACGGCAAGCGUUAAAGAGGUUGUCGGCAAAGACACAGAUGCUCCUGCAGUUCAGACGCCAGAGGCGGCUAGACCCAAACCUGGCAAUGAGGAUAAUAUUCUCACUGCGGAUCCAAACGCAGUCAUCGGGCGUCUGAAGCUGAAUCUUGGUCUUCGAAUUUGCCGACAAGAGUUUUCUCUCAGCUGUCAGCCCAUUGCCCGCGUUGCCGCGACAACUUGUUUUGACGAUAUAUACUUCACCGUCAAUACCGUUCGCUCCGUGGAGCAAGGCAAUUUCUUCUCGAUUUCUGGUGCCUUCUCUAAGCUACAGGCAUCUGUACAGCAUGUGUAUUCUCGAGAGUCAACAGGUAGCUUCGACGUCGAUUCAAUUGUUCUCUCUUUAAUGAACAGUAAGCACGUUAGUGGGACUAGUGGUGUAUCGGCCAUUUUGAAAGUCAGUCCGAUGAACGUGUCGAUCAACGCCAAACAACUUCAAGACUUCUUGCUUUUCCGUGAGAUUUGGUAUCCGAAUGAACUUCGAAAUACAACUACGGCGCCUGUUGCCAAGCUAUCGACAGAAACAUCGCAAGGUCACUUAGUCCAGAGAUAUCAGCAGGUGGCCGCAACAGCAGCUUUCCCCUGGACAGCGACAAUUUCUAUUGCCUCACUGGAUGUUGGUGUGGAUAUGGGUCAAGCCAUUGGAAAGUCGAAUUUUGCAAUCAAAGAGUUCUGGGUUUCGUCAAAGAAGACCUCAGACUGGGAGCAGAACCUUUGCCUUGGAUUCGAAAGGAUAGGCAUCGACUGCACUGGCAGGCUAAGCGGCUUCAUUGCUCUCCAGAAGUUCCAGCUUCGAACCUCAAUUCAGUGGCCAGAGCGAGAACAGGCACUAAACGAAACGCCAAUGGUGCAGGCGUCAGUUGGGUUUAGUCAAUUUCGAGUAAAGGCAGCCUUCGACUACCAGGCCUUCCUCGUUGCCGACAUUACUUCUUUACAGCUUCUCAUGUACAACGUCCGCCGAAGUUUGGAGGGCAGUGGAGAUAGGCUCGUGGCCAUUUUUGACGGAGACGCAGUGCAAGUGUAUGGUACCACGACAUCUGCAGCUCAAGCUGUCGCUCUAUACCAAGCGGUGCAAAAGCUCAUCCAGGAAAGACGAGCCAAUUUCGAGAUGUCGCUGCAAGAGAUCGAAAAGUUUAUGAGGAGGCGAUCAUAUGGGAGCUCCGCAGUUUCUCCUCAUUUGUCCAGCGUGCCCAAAUUUCGAGAGGAAGAUACGCUGUCAAAGUCGCCGAUCUCGCUCGACACAGAUGUUGUGGUGACACUCAAAGCACUGAACCUUGGCGUUUUCCCGAGUACAUUCUCCGACCAUCAAGUAUUCAAGAUGGAGGCUCUUGAUGCCGAAGCAAGAUUUGCGGCUAGUAUCGAGCAUCGACGCAUUCAUAGCAUUUUAGGACUUACUCUUGGCCAGCUGAGAAUCGGACUCGCAGGCGUAAGAAACAUUGAAGCGCCAAAAACUCUGAGCGAAAUAUCCGUGGAAGACGUAGUCGAGAGAGCAACAGGCUCGCGUGGCGGGACUAUUCUCAAGGUGCCCAAGGUGGGGGCGGUCAUGCAAACAUGGCAAACACCCAACCGCAACAGGAUCGAGUACAUUUUCAAAAGCGCGUUUGAAGGCAAGGUUGAAGUGGGAUGGAACUACUCACGCAUCAGCUAUAUUCGCGGGAUGUGGGCCAACCACACAAAAUCGCUACAGCAGACUUGGGGCAAAGAGCUCCCACUCACGGCCAUCAAGGUGACCGGUGUGCCGGAUACAGAGGAGCAGCAGGCAGGAGGGACGUCACAACAAAAGAUCACGGCCGAAGUCAACGUCCCGCAGUCCAAAUACGACUAUGUGGCGCUUGAGCCGCCCAUCAUCGAAACGCCCCAACUGAGGGACAUGGGAGAAGCUACGCCACCACUAGAAUGGAUUGGUCUUCACCGAGAUCGACUUCCGAAUUUGACGCACCAGAUUGUCAUAGUAGCUCUUCUGGAGCUGGCUGGCGAGGUAGAGGACGCUUACUCCAAGAUAUUGGGGUCAUGA